AUGGAUUUAUUCAAACGGACAUCAGCUUUACAGCCCAUUUUCGCAAAUAGUCAUUUGGCUUCUAACAUCUCUACAGAAUCAUAUAUUGAUGUAUUUCACAGCUUGCAAAUGCUUUCUAACGGAGAUACAUUGGUUUCAGAACUCAGUUUACUUGAAAAAUUGUGGGCUUCUUGGUACAUCUACAUGAAUAAUGAUAUUUUGGCUACUGGAAUCUUGUUUUUUGCUACCCAUGAACUCAUGUAUUUUGGGCGGUGUUUGCCAUGGUUGAUUAUAGACAGGAUUAGUUUCUUUAACAAAUGGAAGAUUCAGGAUGAAAAAAUACCUUCCGAUAAAGAGCAAUGGGAAUGCUUUAAAUCAGUUUUGAAGCUGCACCUAUUCGUGGAAGCCUUGCCUAUUUGGUUGUUUCAUCCAUUAUGCGCUACUUUGAACAUUUCUGUUGACGUCCCAUUUCCUUCAUACUUAGUGAUGUUCUUACAGAUAUGCUUAUUUUUUGUUUGUGAAGAUUUCUGGCACUACUGGGCUCAUAGAUUAUUUCAUUAUGGCUGGCUAUACAAAUAUAUCCACAAACAGCACCACAGAUAUGCUGCACCAUUUGGCUUGACUGCAGAAUAUGCUCAUCCCGUGGAAGUAAUGUCUCUUGGUUUCGGGACGGUUGGGUUCCCAAUCAUUUAUGCAUACAUAGCCAAAUAUCAGCCUUCGCUUGACCUACCCUCCUUGCAUUUAUUCACUCUCUCCUUCUGGAUAACCUUGAGGCUCUUUCAGGCAGUAGAUUCUCACUCUGGUUACGACUUCCCAUGGUCUUUACAUAACAUUUUACCCUUCUGGGCCGGGGCUGACCACCACGACGACCACCAUCACUAUUUUAUAGGUAAUUAUGCCAGUUCCUUUCGUUGGAUUGAUUAUUUUAUGGGAACUGAAAGUGGUGAGAUUGCGAAAGCCAAUAGAGAAAAGCGUAUGAAAAGAAGAGCAGAAAUUCAGUCUAAGAAAACUCAAUAA
This is a messenger RNA of Debaryomyces fabryi, 996 nucleotides long. It is a transcript of the gene ERG251, whose product is annotated as Erg251p. The record is from RefSeq and is a predicted model, not a curated record. Gene Ontology annotation, molecular function: C-4 methylsterol oxidase activity; iron ion binding. Gene Ontology annotation, biological process: ergosterol biosynthetic process. The transcript has a single exon. Lineage: Eukaryota; Fungi; Ascomycota; Pichiomycetes; Serinales; Debaryomycetaceae. Bases 1 to 996 code for a protein of 331 amino acids.